Molecule: messenger RNA, 225 nt
Organism: Protopolystoma xenopodis
Lineage: Eukaryota; Metazoa; Platyhelminthes; Monogenea; Polystomatidea; Polystomatidae
Source: the annotation of a GenBank genome assembly
CUGUGCAUCGCAAACAUUCGCCCCAAAUUCAGGCUACAGCGCCCACGACAGUGCUUGAGCUGUAUGGAAUCUGGCCGCCGAAUUCUGGUCGGGUCGGAGGCCGCAUUCGGGUAUGUAAAAGGCAGCUGUCUUGGGGAAAAUUUACCGGGUAAGCCAGGCCAUCAGCUUAUGCUAUCGUGUCCGCCUCGACCAUCGGUCUCGGCUCCUAGAGGAUGGGACGAGUGA